AUGUCGGAUGCUGAUGUAUUUGAUUUAUGGUUCGACAACACCGCGCAGCAGGGGUCCAAACCGGAAUCCGACUCCUCGCGCAAAAUCGUCAACCACGAGCAGAAGCAGCAGCAGCGGCAGCUUCUGCCUCCUCCACCGCCGCCUCCGCCGCCGCCACGACGAACCCAGCAGCAACAACAACAGCAGCAGCAGCAGCGAUCCGUGAUGCCACCCCCGCGCCCGACUCCCACCGCCGCUGCCGACAUGUCCGUCGCCAAUGCCAGCAACGGCAAGCCGCAUCGUCCCUCGAGAAGCCCGGCCCCGCCACGCGACGAAGAAGCCGUGUCCAAGAUUCCAAACCUCCUGCCCCACGAACGCGUCUUUCCCAUCCAGAUAGGAAACGAAUUGUUCAAGCUGUCGGGCGCUUCCAUUUCGUCUGAUGCCCCGUCUUACUUCUCCCAAUACUUCUACUGUCAGGUCAAGAAGGCUCAGGAAACAGGCGAGGACCUCUCGAGCGCCAUUCGCACCCUCUACAUCGACCGUGAUCCAAGGACCUUCGCCGAUAUCUCUCUUCACCUCCAGGGCUAUCAUGUCAAGCCAAGAGAUGGGACGCACUUUGUGCGACUGUUCGCCGAUGCCCAGUUCUACAGCUUGCCCAAGUUGAUAUCCCAACUCUACGAAGAAUCAAUCUUCAUCUCUAUCGGCCAUCGCGAGUUCCAGAUUCCCCGCGAUAUCUUCACCGACCCGGGCAACUCGCCAAACUUCUUCUCACUUGGCUUCGCCGUCUUCUUCUCCAACCCAGAAGAUCUCUUCCCUGGCCUCGACCGCGAAGGUCUCCUCCGCCCUCCUUCUAUCCUACCCCCGUCCGUACCGAACCGCUCCGCCGAGACCUUCUCCGAGAUCCUCCACCUCCUUCGCGGCUACCCGGUCACCAUCCGCAACGAGACCCACCGCGCCGAGCUCCUCCGUGACUGCAGAUACUUCAACUUCAAGGGCCUCGAGCAGAAGCUCAUUGCGCACCACAUCAGCUACAACCAAGCCCGCCGUCGGGAGGAGAUCGUGCUCCGUCUCGAGGACAUUCUCAAAAGCGGCAUCAGCGUCGCCGCCGACGUCUCUGCGGCCUCUGCGUCACCCGGCGACCAUCUCGCCGGUUGGGUGAACUACGCCCGCCCCUACGUCGACGAUCGCGCCGCAGAGCUCGUCCUGGAAAUCGGUGGCGAGAGCACCCGCUUGCACUUCCAACCCAACUCCGUACGCGCAGAGUUCUUCCGCGACACCCGUGCCCGUGUUGCGCGUCUCUUUGAAGUCGUCGCGACGAAGCUCAACCUCCCUCCUACCACUCAACCCCUGGGUCUACUGAUGGCGUCCGGCGGCGCGGGAAGUCAACCUCCCACGCCCGGCCAUACUCCUCUCAGCGAGGAUCUCGUUCGUGUCACCAUUGACGCGGAGACGUCCAUCAUCUUGGACGGCAAGCCGCACACGUUCGAGGCCCCCGAAGACUUGCACGUUGGCAACGUAUCAGCAAAUUCAAGCACCGGCCAGGGCGGUGGGCACGAGUCUCCCACGGCCGGCUCGACAUCGAAUUUCCUCCCGAACUCGCGCAAACGGCGGCGCAUCGACUCCCUCGGCAAUGCCGCGACGGGGAGCCACGCCGCAUUAGGCGCCGAAGAGUGGGUUGUAAGAACAGGCCAGUGGCGGCUCAAGAUUCAGGGCUCUCGGAACGGCAAGAGCGCGGUCGAGGUCGUGUUAGUCGCCGUCAAACUCGACGCUUACAGCUCCGAGAACGCAAGAAAUGCGGCCAGGGGUUUUCUCAACGGUUGA
This is a messenger RNA of Colletotrichum karsti, 1800 nucleotides long. Its product is annotated as BTB/POZ domain-containing protein. The transcript has 4 exons. Bases 1 to 1800 code for a protein of 599 amino acids. The record is from RefSeq and is a predicted model, not a curated record. Lineage: Eukaryota; Fungi; Ascomycota; Sordariomycetes; Glomerellales; Glomerellaceae.